CAGCCGAGUGCUCACUGCACGCUGCACUGCUCCACAGCAUCACUGGCCCCGUGUGUGUGUGUGUGUGUGUCUCUAACCCUCCAGUGCUGUUCGUCUAGACGUUCAGGAUGUGUGACGAGUGGCCUGUGCUGUAAACAAACAUCAACACACUCCGGCACUCCCACUGCAAGACUCCUGGUCAGACUCGGCAGCGGCUCUGGGAUGUCUUCCCCAGGAUCCGCCAGCGGCAGCAAGAGGAAUUCCUACAAGAUGACUUUCACUGAAGAAACGAAUAUUAUGGAUGGAUUUAUUUCUUACAAACACACAGCUUUUAACUUCACGAGAUGUUGACUGACGGACUGUGUGGUGUGGAUUACUUGUGGAUGUGGAUACUUCUUGUGAUGUUUUAUCAGCUGUUUGCACUCUUAUUCUGAUGGCACCCAUUCACUCCAGAGGAUCCAAUGGUGAGCAAGUGAUGUAAUGCUAAACUUCUCCAAAUGCAUUCCAAUGAAUAAACAAGCUCAUCUACAUCUUGGAUGGCCUGAGGCGGAGCUGGAGCUGGAGCAUGCUCAGAGAGUACCGGAGGCAGAACCUGUCCAGCCGCAGGUAAAACUAAAGGACAGGCAAAAGUUUUUUGAGGAGGCUUUUCAGCAGGACAUGGAGCACUACCUGUCCACAGGAUACCUACAGAUUGCAGAGAGAAGAGAGACAAUAGGAAGCAUGUCAUCAAUGGAGGUGAAUGUGGACAUGCUGGAGCAAAUGGACCUGAUGGACAUGUCUGACCACGAGGCGUUGGACGUCUUUCUCAACUCUGGUGGUGAAGACAACAGUGUGGCCUCACCGAUGCUGGGUCCUGACGUGGAGUCGUUCACCUCCGAGAUCACUCUUCAGGUGCCCACGCAGGCCGACCUGAGACACAAGCUGGCGUCGCUGUCCUCCACCUGCACGGACUCAGCCAGCCAGGACACGGAGGCGGGGGAAGAGGAGGAGGACGACGACAAUGAAGAUGAUGAGAGGGGACCAGCAGCCAUCCGCAGUGCCCCGCUUGUCCAGCCAGAUCAGGAAGAGGUCGAGGAGGAUGCCACGUUACCCGAAAGAGAACAAAACCAGCCAAUCAAGAACUGUGAGAGCAGCAGCUCGUCCUGAAAUCGCAGAGGAUGAACGACAGACUGUAAGAGGAAGUGAGGAAGUGAUGUAGUUAGCGGUGUGCUAUGCACUUGCGUCCAAAGGAAGAGUGUGCACUGGUGUUUUAUGAAACCCUUUUGGUUUUUGUAAAGAAGUUCUUUGUUGUGUGCUGUGAAGUAUAAGCCCGAUCCUGUGCCUGCCCUCCAAAUCAAUAAACAUCUUUUAUUCUGUUGGACGUUCACUGCAUAUAGCUGCUCUGCUGUUUGCCCCUCUGUGCCAUUGUUGUCAGUUACAGUGUUAUAAAAUACAUAAUUAUCUAAUUAUAUUACUUUCACUCUACAAACUUGUUUGAUCGGUUUUGUAUC
Messenger RNA from Labeo rohita (rohu), 1469 nucleotides. It is a transcript of the gene dtnbp1b, whose product is annotated as dystrobrevin binding protein 1b. The coding region runs from base 460 to 1125 and encodes 221 amino acids. NCBI's taxonomy places the organism in Eukaryota, Metazoa, Chordata, Actinopteri, Cypriniformes, Cyprinidae. The record is from RefSeq and is a predicted model, not a curated record. Gene Ontology annotation, biological process: regulation of synaptic vesicle exocytosis; platelet dense granule organization; negative regulation of protein kinase activity. Gene Ontology annotation, cellular component: BLOC-1 complex; neuron projection; synaptic vesicle membrane. The transcript has 5 exons.